CAAGUCUCAGGACGAGAGAGAGUUUGGCUGCAGAGGGUCACUGUGUCUCAGCAAGGCUGUCAUCACUGAUUCCAGUUUUGAAGAGCCACAGUCCCCAUCUGCUGUCAGUAGAGGAGCUAGAGGAAGGGGGAGAAGAAGAGGUAGGGGUAGGGCUGCAGAAAGAAUUAGAGGAAGACCGUGAGGGCUGCCCGACUGACAAGAGGCUGACCCAGAUAAAGUACAGGUUAAGUUAAGAGAGCUGUCCUUUGAGUAAAGGGGAGAGGUGCUGGAGCAGUUCGCUACCUGUUCACUUGGAGUGAUGUUUGGCAUAAUGGAUUUGCAGAUGGCUAUCCCAGGAUCUCCAGACAUCCCAGACCGAGGACAAUCUCGCUGGUGCACCUGCCUGAAUAUGACGGGAGAUGCCCGCUGACCUGGGGCCGGUUGCACCAGUUGGUUCAUUCAAGACAAUUUGGGUCAGUGCCUGCUGUGCCGAAGAUCCCUGCUGCAUCCAGUCUUUAUUGCGGUUCUCCUCCAGAUUGUCAUGCUGGCAGCAGCCGAAGGCCCAUUUGUGUUCACUGACCACGUGAUGCAAGACACACCUCCACAGAUUCUGAAAUUAAUUGAGAAUGCAUCAUUGGGAGCAUUACAACCUCAACUAUGUACAGCAAAUAUCUUAUGCAACUUGUGCCUAGCAUAAUGUUUCAGUUGAUAUUAACUAAGAAAAAGCUGGAUAUGUAUUCUAUGUCUGCUGAACAAGAUACUGUAUAACUUGAGGUGUUUCUUGGAUGCCAUCUGAUAUUAAUUGAUGUAAGUGUGAGUAAUGUAUUGCAUCAGAGACUGCUCAGAAUCAUAUAGCCUGCUGAGUAAAUGGCUAUCAUAUUAAUGCAAUGAAUUGUAGUUGUUUGCUAAGGUAAAUUAAGUAGUUACCGUGAACCUCACUCUGUCUGCAGUUUUACAGCAGAACCAGAAAUGGUUGACAAUGUCCUUGAUCCAGACCAGAAUGAUGGAUUGUCCCGAAAUCAUUUUGCCUGUGUUUGGUAGAACAGACAUUGCCAGGGAGAGAAAGUCCAUUACACAUGAGCAAGCUUCGACCCAGACACCACCUCAAACAAGCAGCAUUACUAAACAAAUGCCCCUUGAGUUUGAUGAGUGCAGGCUGGACAUCAGUGUUAACGACAGUGUGUGGUACCUGAGAGCCAUAGACCCAGAACACAGACACCAGUGGAUCAACUCCAUCGAACUACACAGGAGCCUAAGAGACGGGAGGAUAGACAGUGGAGUCAUCCAGAGGACCUCACUAGUCCCUCCAUCAGCGGUGUGUUUAAUGGCUGAGUCUGGGUAUGGUUCAGAGUCCAGCCUGAGAAGACAUGGUUCAAUGCUGUCUCUCACGUCUGCUACCAGCAGCUACUCCACCACAUCCACCUCCUCCUUCAAGGGCCACAGCCUGAGGGAGAAGCUGGCAGAGAUGGAGACGUUCAGAGACAUCCUGUGCAGACAGGUGGACACGUUGCAGAAAUACUUUGACGGCUGCGCCGAUGCCGUCUCCAAGGACGAGCUGCAGAGAGACAAAAUUGUGGAAGAUGAUGAGGAUGAUUUCCCCAACACUCGGUCAGAUGGAGAGUUCAUCCACAACAACAACGGCAGCAAGGAGAAGCUAUUCCAGUCUCUGAGCCCUAAGGGCAUCAAUGGAAUAGAUUUUAAGGGCGAAGCCAUCACCUUCAAGGCCACUACAGCUGGGAUCCUGGCCACCCUGUCCCACUGCAUCGACCUCAUGGUGAAGAGAGAGGACAGCUGGCAGAAGAGACUGGACAAGGAGACGGAGAAGAGGAGGAGGAUAGAGGAGGGCUACAAGUCUGCUCUCUCUGAGCUCAAGAAGAAGUCUCACUUUGGAGGCCCUGAUUACGAGGAGGGGCCUAACAGCCUGAUCAAUGACGAUGAGUUUUUCGAUGCCGUUGAAGCAGCUCUCGACAGACAAGACAAGAUAGAGGAACAGUCUCACACUGAGAAGUCGAGGAUACAGGCAUCCAGUCCAGUUCCCCCAGGAGAUGUCUACUCCACCAUGGGAUCACACAGAUUCACUGACAAGCCCCAUAGUCACUCUCCUCUGAUAGUCACUGCCCCUCACAAGGUCCACAGAUUCAGCUCUGAGGUGGAGGAGAUGGUGCAGAAUCACAUGACCUACUCGCUGCAGGAUAUGGGCGGAGACGCCAACUGGCAACUGGUGGUGGAGGAAGGAGAGAUGAAGGUGUACAGGAGAGAGGUAGAGGAGAACGGUAUCGUCCUGGACCCCCUGAAGGCCACUCACUCUGUAAAGGGAGUGACAGGACACGAGGUGUGCCACUAUUUCUGGGACACAGAUGUACGCAACGACUGGGAGACUACUAUUGAGAACUUCAACGUUGUGGAGACGUUAUCGGAAAAUGCUGUUAUCGUGUAUCAGACACACAAGAGGGUGUGGCCUGCCUCCCAGAGAGAUGUGCUCUACCUGUCUGCCAUGAGGAAGAUCCUGGCUAACAAUGAGAAUGACCCAGACACCUGGCUGGUGUGCAAUUUCUCUGUGGACCACGACAACGCCAUGCCCACCAACAGGUGUGUCCGUGCCAAAAUCAACAUCGCCAUGAUCUGCCAGACCCUGGUAAGCCCACCAGAGGGCGACAGAGAGAUCAGCAGAGACAACAUCACCUGUAAAAUCACCUACGUCGCCAACGUGAACCCGGGAGGCUGGGCUCCUGCCUCAGUCCUGAGGGCCGUGGCCAAGAGGGAGUACCCCAAGUUCCUCAAACGUUUCACUGGCUACGUCCAGGAGAAAACAUCCGGGAAACCUAUUCUCUUCUGAGGCGCACAUGACUCACUAAAACCCUGUCCACACAAGACUGUUCCGAACAUAGCAUACCAUGGAUACCCAAACCAUGCUAAGUGCGGGUGUACACUAGCUAGCCCUUUUCCAGACUAGCUCUCAUGCUAGCUCUCAUGCUAGGUCUCCAGAUCGGUCUCCAGCUAGCUUCAAUGUAAGCCCUCAUGCUAGCUUCAAUGCUAGUUUCCCAUUCUACACCUCAUGCUAGUUCUUAAUACUAGCUCGCUCCUCAUGCUAGCGCUCAUGCUAGUUUCCUAUGCUAGCUUGCAUGCUAGUUUCCUAUGCUAGCUCUCAUGCUAGUUCUUAUGCUAGCUUCCUAUGCUAGCUCCCGCAUUAGCUAGCAUGCUAAUGCAGAAAGACCUAUGAGAAUAGCCAAAAUGUUUGUUUUUUUAUCCCUUUUCUGGCAGAGAUAUAUUGAUAUAAAUGUAUGUAUGUGUUAUGAGAAAUUUAUAAGAAAGCAAUUUAAGACAAAGUAAAAACAUGGCUCUAUUUUAGUUCUGCUUUUUGUAGUUGUCCUUUUUUAAGAAAUUGUUCCUAUUUUGUGUUGAUUUUGCUUUUUAUAAUAAUCAGUGGUGUCACAGCUUACUCAUGCUGCUAAUCUUUCUAGUACGACAAAACAAUUUGGCCGCCUUCUUUCCAGAAUGAACGUCUUGUUUGUAAGAAACAAAAAACAAAAGUGUAGAGGGCUGUCAUGGAACUAUGACCCCUAUGACAUAAGACUUAACCUUUUGGUGUUUGUCUCUCUGGUGAAAACACCACUUUGCUGGUGCUGAUGGAGGGACAAGAUUAAAAGUUAUUUUGUUUUUUUUCUUCAAAUUUUUAAAUGUAUUUAAAAAAUCUUUGGUUCUUUAUUUUGGGGGUUGUACUUGAGUCAAUAGCUAGGUUUCCAUCCAAUUGGCGACAGAUUUUCAUGCAAAUAUUCAGAAAUCUACAUAAAGAAUAUGAGGAUUUUUCCACCAGUGGUGUUUCCACCAAACUGACUUGUUGUGGAUAAAAAUCAGUGCGUGAUGACGUAGUGCACACAAAAUGUAAUUUUUCGUUUAAUGUCCUUCCAUCGCAUUUUGAACUAUACGGAUAGUUUUGUCACAAACUGUUGCGUUAAAUAGCAAAUGUGCCUACUCUGGUUUUGGCACGUGCGCUCUAGCCAACAGCUCGCAGAUACAGUGCUGGUAGGCUAAUAUACAUGACAUUAUUAUGGGUAAGAGCAAUAAUAUUUUAUUUGUCAAACGGCAGUCAAGCAUCGAUCAUCAUGUCACCGGAAUAAGACCCUCUAUUUAUUGGAAAGGCCCUCUGUUUAUUGGAAAGGAGCAUCAAGUUCAUCACCAUGCACUUUCACUACCCUGUAAAGUUAAUCAUAAUUUAGCCUAUUUCAUCUGUAGCCUAAUAAACUGCAUGGUUUCCCAAGUCGUAGUGGGAGGACCACACACCAUAUCAGUGUGUGACUCGCGAUAUUAUGGUUAUUAUAUAAAUAUUUGUGCAUAAAGGAAUUUCCACCACCAUUUGACGAAUAAUUAAUUUGACACAAAAAGAUCCGAACAUGUCGAACGAACAAAUUAUCUGUCGGCAUUUAAUACAAUUGACCGAAACUUCCAGUUUCUAUCACAGCUGUCAUGCUUUAAAAAAAAAUACUAUAUGACUUUAGUCGCAUAAAAACUGAAUGGAAACGUGGUUAGUGAUGACAUGCUGUAGCAGCACAAUUUAGAGUUGGGAUUUUAGAUAUCUUGAUUAUAACUGUAUAUAAUAUGUUAGCAACCAUUUCUGCUUCAGAACCGUCUGUAAAACAAAAUGCAGAUGCUUUUGUGACUGAAUUGACUUCAUAUGCCUUAGACUGGGGGAGAUAACAAGGUACGUUUUGGGAUGGGGUAGGUCAGAGGGAGCUGAUAGACAGUACAGCCAUAUGAAGUGGCCUAGUUCCAAUAACUGAUUAUCUUCCUUUCUCUUCUCCCUUCAUUGAAGUAAUCAACCCUGAUAUGACUGAAUGGAAACCUGAAACUUGACUUUCACUUAUCCAAUCAGGCUGAUGUUUGGUCAGUCAUUACUUAUAGAGAAGGAAGGAGGCCCUUUCAAGGUAUUUAGACAGUUCCUACGUUUUACAGCAGACUCCUGCUGGGUACUUUAGAAAAACAAUGACUGUGUCCACAAAGUGAAAACCAUAGUCUUUUCAUUUCAGAUACCUAUUUAUAUGAAAUUAAGGGGUUUGGGGGUUAAUACGAUGUCUAAUUCAUGUCAUACCCCAUUUAAUUAAAACAUUGUGAUAUUGCAAUCAGCAAUAAAUUAUUUUCACGAAAAAUGUCCUUAGAGGAUGAUGUGAACUAUAUCCUGGCUUUAAUUCCCCAACUGAUUUUACCUUUGUAAAGUCAUCCAAUAAUUUAUAUCUACAUUGAUAGCACCAUUUAUGUGUGAAGGAAAAACCUGGUUGGAAAGACAUUUCAAAGUCUGGUUUCCCAGACUCCGAUUGAGCCCACUUCUGGACUAAAAAGGCAUGUUCUACAUCCAUUUUAGUCCUGGAAUAGGCACAAUGUGGGUCUGGGAAACUGCCCCAAUAAGUUGUCUCUCUCCUAUGAAUUGUUGUACUGAAUGUAAUGUAAUUUAGGGGAAAUCGUGUAAAUAAAAAUUGCACGCGAAAGCUUUUGGGAUUGAUUUAAAAACCGUACUGUGAAAACGUGGCACUUUAGCCCUGUUUAGAAAAAUAAAAUACAAUUUUCUCCA
This is a messenger RNA of Coregonus clupeaformis (lake whitefish), 5542 nucleotides long. RefSeq names its product ceramide transfer protein. The record is from RefSeq and is a predicted model, not a curated record. Bases 959 to 2815 code for a protein of 618 amino acids. Gene Ontology annotation, cellular component: Golgi apparatus. The transcript is spliced from 19 exons. Gene Ontology annotation, biological process: ER to Golgi ceramide transport. Gene Ontology annotation, molecular function: phosphatidylinositol-4-phosphate binding. NCBI's taxonomy places the organism in Eukaryota, Metazoa, Chordata, Actinopteri, Salmoniformes, Salmonidae.